Molecule: messenger RNA, 1608 nt
Organism: Closterium sp. NIES-65
Lineage: Eukaryota; Viridiplantae; Streptophyta; Zygnematophyceae; Desmidiales; Closteriaceae
Source: the annotation of a GenBank genome assembly
AUGGCUCGUCUUUACCACCGAGCUCAGCUGCCCCUGCAUAUCAAGCGCGCCAUAUGCGCGCACCACGUCGAACACCCCCAGCUGCGCCACGUUGACCUCGCACGAUGGUGCUUCACUCGUUUCGGAAUCCGCCCCGACCGCUCAACCAUCGAGCGCGUCCUGAAAAGUGCUGACCGUUGGGCUAUCGAUGACACCAAUGACAACGCCGUGCGUGUGCGCGGCGGCGCGUAUCCGGAGCUUGAGCGCGCCAUGGCACAGUGGAUAGCCAGGGCGGGGCCAGCUGGGGUGCCUCUCACCCUUGCGACUAUUCGGGACCAUGUCGCCUACAUGGCCCGCGAGAACGGUCUGUCGGCUACGUUUCGUUGCUCCAUCGGCUGGGUGCGUCGCGCAUUACGCCGCCAGGGCGUGAGAUGCUUGAGCGCGGUUGGCGAGGCGGCCGACCAGGACAUGACGGCCGUGCGCACCACGCAGGAGAAGCUGCCGCAGCUCCUUAUGCAUUUGAACGUGAGGCCACGCGACACCUUCAAUUUUGACGAGACGGCCCUCGACAUUUCCGUUCUGCCGCGAAAGACCUACGGCACGGGCCGUGUUGCGGGCAGGAAGAAUGGCAAAGAGAGGCUCACGAUCGGCUUCCUCGUCAACGCUGACGGCUCUACCUUGUUCCGCCCUCUCGUGAUCUCCAAGGCCCGGCGCCCGCACGACUUCCGCCCCGACUACGACCCGGAGGAGUUGUGCUACUGGCGCAACACUGCCAAGGGGUGGAUGACUACCGCGCUCUUCACGCACUACAUCGAGCAGCUGGAUGCAGCUAUGUUUGCGGAGAGGUGGCAGAUCGUGAUACUGCUCGACAAUGCCAGCAGUCACACGCUCACGUCCCGAGGUGCCAUCACCGAGGACCUCUUCGGCUUCCGCACCCGCAAGCUCGAAAAUGUGCGACUCGUCUACCUGCCGCCUAACACUACUUGCUUCACCCAGCCCCUUGACCAGGGCCUGAUUGCAAUGGCGAAGGCGCGUUAUCGCGCACAUUGGCUGCGGAAGUUCACUGGCAUGUGGGCUGCCAAAGGCGCCACCUCCGCAGCGGCUCGUUUCAGGCCGAACCUCCGAGACGUGAUCGCGUGGCUGAGCGAUGCCUGGAUGAAUAUCCCGCCGCGCAUCAUCCAGAGGUGCUGGUGGCGCACGGGAUGCCUCCCGCACGCCUGGGCCAUGGAGUUGGCGCAUGUGGGGGCGGGCGCUAUCCGCGAACCUGGCACCGUGGCCGACAUCGGCCUUGUUGAGGAGGUCAACGACGAGGUUUACGAUGACGCUGGCCCUGCGUCCCGCGAAUUGAGGCGCACUGCUCGCGCGGCAUGCGAGAUGCUCAUCGGUUACGCCAAGGCGACCUGCACCACCCCGCGGGACUUGUGCGCCAUCUUCGACAUUCGCAACCCGAUCAUCCGGGCGCGGAUGGAGCGCGCCAGCCCGCCGCUAAACCUCAACGCGACCCCGCCCCCCGCCAUGAUGACUGCCUCCACCCCGGAGGCAGAGACCCCCCGUCCCCGUGGUAGGGUCCUCCCGGCGUGGAUGACGGUGCCUACGGCUGACUGGGUGGCACAGACUGCUCGCCGCUAG